GGUUGUGGCCAAGGGAUGGCGAACGUGCGAGUAGCCGUAAGAGUCCGGCCCCUCAGCAAGAGGGAGACCAAAGAAGGGGGAAGAAUUAUUGUGGAAAUUGAUGGCAAAGUGGCAAAAAUCAGGAAUUUAAAGGUGGACAAUCGACCAGAUAGCUUUGGGGACUCCCGGGAGAAGAUUGUGGCAUUUGGCUUUGAUUACUGCUACUGGUCGGUGAACCCAGAGGACCCCCAGUAUGCAUCUCAGGAUGUGGUAAUGUCAUUUAUCAUUUUAAUUUCACUCUCCUCAGUUCUUUUUUUAAAAAAUUAUUUAAAAUGUCUAUUGUCUGUGGGCCAAAGUGGCAACAGUAAGAAAGUCAGUAUGGGCUCGACGCCUGCUUCUAUUGGAUUGACGCCCCGAAUAUGUGAGGGUCUCUUUGUCAGGGAGAAAGACUAUGCCUCACUGCCUUCCUCCUGCAGUAUAAAAGUAAGUUUCCUGGAAAUCUAUAAUGAACGGGUGCGGGAUCUAUUGAAGCAAUCAGUUCCCAAAAAGUCCUAUCAAACCCUGCGGGUCAGGGAGCAUCCAGAGAUGGGGCCAUAUGUACAAGGUUUAUCUCAACAUAUAGUUACCAACUAUAAGCAAGUAAUCCAACUCUUGGAGGAGGGAAUUGCAAACAGAAUCACAGCAGCCACCCAUGUUCAUGAGGCCAGCAGCAGAUCUCAUGCCAUCUUCACUAUCCACUACACACAGGUUAGUUAUCCCUUUGAAAGAGCAGAUCCCAGUUACUGUAAGGACCGGAUUACUGAAGGAGCCAAUAUCAAUAAGUCCCUUGUGACCCUGGGAAUUGUCAUCUCUACUUUAGCCCAGAACUCCCAAGUACUCAGCAGCUGCCUGAGCCUCAACAGCUCAGCCAGCAAUGGUGGUGACAGUGGGAUCCCUACCUCUACUUCCGGGACCAGCAAUGAAGGCGCACCCUCCCGGAGGCAGUCUUACAUCCCGUACCGAGACUCUGUGUUGACCUGGCUGCUGAAGGACAGUCUUGGAGGCAACUCCAAAACCAUCAUGAUUGCCACCGUGUCUCCUGCACACACUAGCUACAACGAGACUAUGAGCACGCUGAGAUAUGCCUCCAAUGCCAAAAACAUUAUCAACAAGCCACGGGUAAAUGAGGACGCUAAUGUAAAGCUGAUCAGAGAACUCAGAGAAGAGAUCGAAAGACUGAAAGCCAUGCUUCUGAGCUUCGAACUGAGGAGCUUCAGUUCACUGAAUGAUGGAAAGGAUGAAGAUCUGAAGGAGCUGGUUUUCCAAAAUGAACUGAAGGUAGACCAAAUGACUAAAGACUGGACCCAGAAGUGGAACAAUUGGCAGGCCCUCCUGGAGCAUUACAGCGUGGAUAUCAACAGGAAGAAGGCUGGGGUGGUCAUUGACUCCAGCCUGCCACACCUGAUGGCCUUGGAGGACGAUGUGCUCAGCACAGGUGUUGUGCUCUAUCACCUCAAGGAGGGAACAACAAAAAUAGGAAGAAGUGACUCAGACCAGGAACAGGACAUUGUCCUGCAGGGUCAGUGGAUUGAAAGAGACCAUUGCACUAUCACCAGUGCCUGUGGGGUAGUCGUCCUCCGGCCUGCGCGGGGGGCUCGCUGCACAGUCAACGGCAGGGAAGUCACAGACUCCUGCCGUCUGACCCAAGGAGCCGUAAUAACUCUGGGGAAAGCACAGAAGUUCCGAUUCAGCCACCCAGCAGAGGCUGCCAUCUUGCGGCGGCGAAAGCAGGUAGGAGAGGUUGCUGGUGGCAGUGGCUCUUUGGAAUGGCUGGACUUAGAUGGAGAUGUCACUGCAUCUCGUCUGGGUCUCUACCCUUUGCUUUGGAAGGGAAGGAGAGUGCUUGAAAAGCAGUGUGACAAGGACCUUCAGCUGCCAAGGGAUGCAGAGAUGUCCCACAGGGCCUGGGUUCAGCAGCAGCAGUGCUCUGUGAAGGAUUUGAGGCCACAAAUCCUAGCAGGACAGAUUGGAGUUGAGAAGGAAUUAGAGUUUGACCAGACUUCUCUCAGCCAGCAGACUACAGAAAACCAGCAGUGGCUGCUCAGAGAAGACACUUGGCCAGCCAGUUCACAGCAGCAGCAAGAAGACAACUAUGUAGCAGAGAAAGAAGCUGAGGCAUUUGUUCCACUUGAUCCCCUGCAUCAGACAGAUCCUGAGACUCAGCCAUUCCCACCCACCUAAAGCCCAGAGAGGGCAGACGCAUUUGGAUACAUUCUUCAAGCAGCAGGGUGGAAUGUCUGGUGAAAAAAUGCCUCCCUCCAGCUAGAGAGAAUCAUCUAGAAGCAGAGAUUGCUGGGAGCCCAGAAGGGACCGCAGCAGUUCAGGGCACAGUCCUGCUUGCUGCAGGACAAGCACACCCACAAGUCCCCACUCCGGGACCCCCGUGAAGGCCGGGUUCCAGAGCCUCGGUGUGGAGGCGGAUGGGCAUGCUGCAGUCCUUUGAGCCUCCAAAGGCUCUGCAGCCAGCACGUGCCCCAGCUCCACAGAGUUUCCCUGAAUUUGGAUCUGUCCACCAUGUUACCACCUGUGCCUGACCCCACUCACCAGAUAUCGGAGCAAACAUCAUCUGAAGAGCACUUGCCACAGGGUGCUUCUUACUGUCCAAGGAUAGGGCGUCUCCGCAGGAAUGGUCUCCAUUCCUCAGGCCCAGGAAAGCCUUUCACAGCCAGACGAGCCUCGGCCAGGAGGGGAGCCUCAGCUCUAGGCACCCGCCUCACUGUGAGCCCCAAGUCUGUCAGCAUCCAGGAAAUGAGUCGAAUGGGUAAGCAGCUCCGUCAGAAGGUGUCCCAGAGCUUAGCAUCUCUGAGCCAAACAGCUAACAAGCUAAAGUCAAGGGGCGGGCCCCAAACCCUCACCCCUGCCAUCCAGAUCAGAAGGGCUAAGGGACCAACAACCUCUUAUAUUUCCCUGUGUUCUGAAGGACCCAAGCAGCCAGCUGUGCAUAGAAAGACAAUGAAGACUUUUCGGGGAGAAUAUAAACCACCUUCUGCAAGCAGGCCAUCGAAAAGGUGCCAUAAGGUAUUGGCAGCCAGGGUCAGAGACAUUGCCAAAAAGUCCUCUUAUCUGCCUCAUGGCAGUCCCUUGAAGAGACAGCUCAAUGCAGGGGACCUAGACACCAUGGCCCCACUCAGAGAUUCCAACUCACAAGUGUUCCAUGCAAGAGAAAAAGACAAUGACUCCUCUGAUACAGAUAUUAAUUACUCUGUGAGUUCUCUUUCUUGUGUCUAUGCCAGAGCCCUGGUGGAGCCCCCAAAGCUAGAGGACCCUCAGGGGAAGAAGUGGAAUCUUCCAGAGCCAGACGAUUCUGAAAGCGAUGACAGCCAAAUAUCUGAGGACUCACUGGCUGAAAAGGAGUACCACAGCCCCAACGACCGCUCAGGGGCCAGCCAUCACACCAACAGCCAUGGCCACUGCAGGACCAGAACUAGAACCUCUGUGGGAGGCUUCGCUGUGCCCUCAAACAGUGUCUUACUUGCUCAAGCUCACAGGAGCUUUCCCUUGGAGGGACUGAUCAAGGCUGGGAAGGAAGUAGGGAAAGGUGAACGAGAAGAGCCUUCUCUUGGCUCAGCUGAUGAGAUGCCCACAGAGACUUUCUGGCACCUACAAGACUCUCGUCUGCCUCCAGUGAGCCAGGAGGCAGUGCACAGCCUUGAUACCAUCAACCACAGGACAGGAGCAAGGCCAGAUACCGUCCUGCCAGGGAGCAAGUCAUCUUGCCUUGAUCCCCGGUUCCAGCCCCGUUAUGAACAGUCUCAGUCCGAGGCGGAGGUGAGCUACUCUGAACAAACCAACCCUCUCCGAGGCAUGCAGCUUUCAGUAGAGAGCCCACUGAUGUCCAUGGAUUCCUGGUUUUCCUGUGACUCUAAGACCAACCCCAGCAGCCCCCUAGGAAUGGUAGGUUCUUUAUAUCCAAGUACUGAUGUGCAGGAAUUUCAGCCCUGUGAUGAUGAGAGGCCUGGAUACUGGCUAAAUAUUGAAGAACUAAAGUCAUCAGGUGCCAAAACAGUCCUGUCAAAUAGCUCUCAACUGCCCCAGGGCAGGACUGAGCACCCCUGGAGUGUAGAAGAUGAGUACACAACCUCUGCUUUUGGUGCAUCCAAGCUAUCCAUCUGGGGAGCUCAGAGGCUUCUUCAAUCAGGAGCUAAUGGCCCCUUUCUGGGCAGAAGUCUCCCUGACAUGUCCCAGCAGGGCAGCUCUGAAGUGUCUCACGGUUCCAGUGUGUCAGGUGCGCCAGCUGCCUCUGCCACCUCAUUCAAUCAUAGAGGCAGCACCCAGGAAAGGGAUUGGGCCACCCUUCAGCAAAAGUAUCUCCUUGAACUCUCAGUUUUGGAGCCUACAGAAAAGUUUAGUCCUGCUUUCCGCUGCCCUGAGGGAGACUCUGGUUCCCUGACUCAAGCUUCUGGCAAAGGACGAGAUACUAUAUUGCCAGUUGGUCCCAGGGUAGCUAGCAGUCUGGAUUUUAAUAAUUUUCCCAUCCCUGUAUCCAAAACCAGGCGUAUGAGAGCAGAGAAAGAUCAGAACAGUUUAAAGGCCAAAUUAGAAGGUCCUUCAGAUUUCUUUAACCCUAGUGAGAAGGAGGUGAGUUAUAAUGAAACUUACUCAGCAGACUUAGAAUCGUCUUCUUCUGUACCAAUAAAUGCACAAGUCUUUCCAGAAAAGAACAACAUAGCACAUUCCGUGAUAGAAGCACAUAAACCCACACAGAGCAACUUGGAAGAAUGCUUUCAGGGUGGCAGGAAACCGAGACUUAGGACUUCCUCUGACGAGUAUUUUUUCCAGAAGAGCACUUGUCACAAAAAUGUUGUCAUAGCCACCAAAGUAGACCAUCCAUCCCAAGACUGGGCUCCUCUCAGGAAAAAUACUAUAAUCCAGCCAGGGCAAUUAAGACCUAACAGCCAUUGUCCCCUACAGGAGGAGAAGGCAGAUUGGCAAGAGAGCAAUAGGAAAGUAGCAGAGAGAUGCACGGAUGGUUCCUUUGCCUUUCUAUCAGAUGCAGAGCUAUCCCUCCACUCUGCUUCCUGGAAUCCACUCCAGUCUUCUCUGCAGCCUCCUGCCUUGGAAACAUUCUAUGUGACCAAAAGCAGGGAUGCCCUGACAGAAACUGCUUUAGAGAUUCCGGCUUACAGAGAAGCAAAGCCACCUUCCCCACCCCCUAGGGAAGCCUGGGGCAUCGGUCACCUCCAAAAUGCUUAUUUGAAGAAGAAUUUUCCAGUACUGUUACAAAACCAGAAGCCCACAGUUGCCUCGUCUCAGCAGGUCACAGCAGAGAGGCCAGUGGAUACAAACCCCAGGGAAGUUAUCCAAGAAUUAGGGAAAUGUCCUGGAAAUACUAAAGAAGAAAGCGGUAAUUCAGUUUAUUUUUUUGUUGCUCAGAACAGACAUCUUCCCCCCUCUGGUGGCCCAAAAGUAUGUGAAUUUGAAAAUCAAGUUGGCAUGCUGAAUAUGAAACAUGGUCUUGAAGCGCUUGAGGGAGAAGAGUCCUCUUCCUCAGACCAUUCCAGGUAUGGGAAGCCUUUCCUCCUCACUUGUGAAUCUGAGGCAGGUGUGGAAGAAGAACAGGAUCAGAGUACAGUUCUAAGGCAGACCCAGGCCCAUGACAGAAAGAGACAGUUCCCCUCUAGGGCCAGGUCUGAUUUCACCUGUAGGACCCUCAAUUUAGGCUUUGAGAAGGAUGCGCCAGCGGAAACUGCUGUUUCUUUGAAGUCUCGAUCAGUACAUCAUAGAGUAAGCAGCCCAGUGACAGUGGCCCAGGGUAGGAGUCCAACACCAAAGUGGAAAGGGGAGCAUGAAACUGGGCUGCUUGGAAAAGCUCUUCACCCCAAAGAUUGCUCAGAAGAGUUUAAGCUUCCACAGACAGAGACUAUACAUGGAAAACUUCAAUUAGUUACAUGCUUUCAGGAAAGAAACUCCAAUGAGCACAAGGGCUCUGGAAGGUUGCAAGAAAUGUUAAACCCCAGACAAGAACCUUCUGGGAAGAAACAGAAUAAAAAGGCUAAUAAUUCUGACGAAAUGGCUAGACUGAUUAGGAGUAUAAUGCAGCUGGAAAAUGACAUCUUAGAAAUGGAAUCUACAAAGAAUAAGAAGCUUCAUGCUGCUCAUACACCAGCGGUCAAUAAGGAGUUUAUGUUCCAGAGCCAGAAGGGUCAGCAGAAGGCUGACCAUGUCCUUAGGCCAGCCAGCCCUGGAAACUGUCUGUCCUUUGAGGAUCAGCUAUCUUCUCCCAAAGAGACUGAUGAUGUUAUCUGUAGAGAUGGUAAAGCGAGAGAGGCGGAGGUUUGCAUUAGCACUGGGAGCGAUCCCCAGGUCCGAGAAAUCACCUUAAGCCUGCAGAUGUCAAGGGAAUGUGUACAAGAGAGGAACUCUGUGAGCGGGCACACCCACUUGGCAGAAUUAGCCCAGGACGUGUGUGAUUCUUUAGGGACACGCACAGCUCACAGAGAGCCCACCAACACUUUUCUUCACCCAAAGAGGAGGAGGAGGAAAUCAUUGGCUAAAGCUCAGCCUUUGCAGCCCAGGCCUGAAAGGUCUUCUGAGAAUGACAGUGAGUUGGGAAAAGCAUUAGCAAGCCUCAAAGGGCAGCCUUGGGGCUUAGGAAGUCUUGAGGAAUUGGAGACCAUGAAAAGUUUUCAGGAAAGCCAAAUUGCUAAAUACUUAAGUAGUUCCAAGCAAGAGGAACCAACAGCUCAAGGCAGAGUUGAAAUGGCUGUGCAAAUGGGUGGGGGCCUACAGGAGAAAAAUAAAAUGAUGCCAUUGACUCAGGAAUUUUCUAGUCCAAGUAACCUUUAUUUGGGCACAUUUUUUAGCCAGGAUACUAUUGGCCCAUUGCCGAGCCAGAAAAAUCCCUCUACAGCUCCUUUUUACCAAGACCUGAAUCAUCCAAACCUGCCCAGCAGCUGUCUCCAUGUGUCUGAUGCUAUAGACAUCUCCUCAGUCGACUUUGUGCUGGAUCCCGCAAUGUUGAAGAUUCCUAAGAGCCCCUGGGUAGCUAAAGCAGAGCCUCAGGAACAAAGCAGGAAGUCCAGAAGCCACAGUCCUCAGGGAGAGGUUAGAGAGGGCACUUUUGUGGCACACACUGCUCUCUGUGAAUCUGUGAUAUCCAUGGCCCCGGGAGCUCAUCAUUCUGAGGCACCAGAGAGCAUUGUGGCCAGGCUAUCAGUGAGCACCAGCCCCCAAGACCAAGGAGGGGACCACAGAAUCACCUCUAUGGGCUUGAGUACCAAGGAAGGUUUACCUUCUGAAGCUGAAGUAGCUGUACAAAAAGAAAUACGAGCCAAUUCCCUGAGCAGGAUUAGCCAGCUUGAAAAGAGGGUCAGCUUCUCCUUACAAGAGGAUGAUGAUCAAGGUACUGUGGCAAAGCAGAAGGCAGAGGAGGAGGCUCAGGCUUUCUUAGCACCUGUUUCCCUGCCAAGGGUACCACACCCAGAGCCCAGGCUGUUGGAGCCUUCUGUCUACGCAUCCAUGUGCCUGGCUAUCUUGGAGGAUAUUAGACAGUUAAAGGCCCAGGGAAAGCAGCUUAAUGACCUUGUGGCCGGGGGGACAGUCUUUCCCUACUAUGAAACUUUACUGGAAUGUUCUUCAAGGGCUGCUGGCAGGCAUCAGUAUAAACAAAUGGACCAGUCAGUGUCAGACAGUACCGGGAAUGAGGGCAAAGCACAGGAGUCUGAUGGGGCAUCUGUAUCUGCUGAACCAGGACAUCUGUCAGUUGAUAAGAGUAAAGUCCAGACCUCACUGCUCUCUGCAGACAGCUUUCAGCCUCCAUCCAACACUGAAGCUGACAGAGGGCCAUGGUGUCCCAUGCAAGCUUCUUCCCAUGUUGCCUCUGCUCUGGGUGAAAGACAUUGUCCUGGAGAACUGAAACAUGUCCUGGGAGCUUAUGAACAGCUCAUACGCCAUUCUAGUUCUUCUGUAAUCACAGAGAAAAAGAAAGAAGCAACCAGAACAUUUUCCUUUGUGGAUCCCAUAGACUGCAACAGCCUUCUUUCUUCAGCAGCUGUGGAGGGGGACAGGAAGAUAACACCAGAGAAAGGAGUGGCUGCCUUAUCUUCUCAGACCCCUUUUGAUGAUGCUGGGGUGAUUAUGGGUGGGCAAAGUAAGUCAGCUCCCUGGGAGAUUACAGAGGAUAUGCCCCCUGCCAGUAGGGCCAGCAGGCCAGAGCACCAGGAGCCUAGAACUCAGGACACCACAUAUAGAGUAGGUUCAGGUAACUUAGUGAUGGUGCAGGGAGAAAAAGCAGCCCAACUUGAAAGUCAGACUGUGAUCUGUGAUGCUCAGAAUUCUGCAAGUCUCUUUUCUAAGCAAGACCACAUCCAAAGCCUUGAGGCUUUCAUUGGCUUAGAAGAAGGGUGGGCAAGUCCCCAGCAGGGUAUUGUUCUGCCUGGAGCCAUGAGAAAGGUUAAACUGGGAGCUCCAGCACAGCAGCAUGUGGAGUGCAAGGGAAGGAUUGUGUCUGAGCUGACUGAAGCCUACAGGGCUUGCAACAAACAUCCUGGGCCAACUUCAUUGCCAGAUCAAAUACCUAGCCCAGAUCCUGGGGCAGUGAGGGAGGAAGGCCCUUGCAGAUACGGAAAGGAAAUUUUAGAUUGCCUCCUCUUCUCAGGGAACACUGAAGGUAACAGGACUCUCAGGCCACUGAGAGGAGAAGGGAGCGGAAUUGUUCCGUACUGUCAGUCCUGGCAUUCUCAGCCUACUGCUACUCCUGCCUGUCCCUCCCAUUCUUCCACUUUACUGUGUUAUAGAGAAGGUGACCUGGGGAAGGAGACUUUAAAGUCUGCCCACACUGUCCACCCACCCUGUGUAGUACCUUCUGAGGGCUGUGAGUUGGAUGAGAGAAGAGAGAGCUCUUUUAGGGGACCUGACAUGCUCUUGACACAUGGACUUGAGCUCCAAGACCUUAAUAUGGAAGUUAGGCCAGCAGAAAACAGCACUCUAGAACCCUCCACUGUGGCUGCUAUCCUAUCUCCAGCUCAAGGUUGCAACUCCCCAUCUGCCUCUGAUGUGAAGACAAGUUCUUCCAGCCACUCAGCUGCUGACAGAAGUUCAGUAGGGGUUCCUGAAAACAAGAUGGCCGAGAAGAAAGCCACUGAAGACCCUAAGUUUGCCUCUUUCCCCACAGGCAUGUACUCUGAGUCACUGAGGCACUUUCAGGGCAGCUCUAUAGGUGGCCAGGAUGUACAGGUGUCUCAAACCAAGGCAGACCCACCUGCAACAAUUCAGGAACCACAUAUCCUGAAUUUAAGCGAAAGGCCUACUAAGAGCGAGCUGACAGUAGAGUCACAGCUUGGAUUUUUCAAAAAUACCAUCAGAUGCCUUUCAGAAAACACCCAGUUUUCCACAAAGUCCAAGUCUAUAGCAUGCUUGAAACAUGUCUCCAGUCCCCCAGAUGACAAUCUCUGGGAGGAGGAAGAGCAGCAGAGAGACCAGGCUGCAGAUGCCCAGGGCAAAAAUACCCCACCUUCCAGUGAGGGUGGCUUGGAUGGCUGUGAGAUUACAGAAGCUGGGAAAGAAGUGGCCGUGGCCAAGCUCUUCUCAUUGAGUUUUGAAGACUCAGCUGCUGUGCCCUUGGAACAAAGAGAAAUAGCACAGUCUGUCACCCAGAGGCCCGACCAGCCCCACCACAGGUACUCACUUCCUAUGAUCGCUAUCUUCUCUGGCCCCCAACACUCCGAGUCCUCCCCUAGACCACAGUUGCCUGUGUUUAGCGCUUCUCCAUCUCUUCGGGAGUUGAACUUGAAUGUGAAGCCUCCCUCCUCUAUAGACCAGGAUAUACCAGGGCCUGAGAGACAGUGGUACCCACCCCUCAAGGGCUUUCCCUCAGGAAAGUCGGUGAUAAGAGUAUCUAUGAAGGCUACAGACAGCGAUGAGAAAGCCUCAUCUACUGUGGGUGAUGGCACUGCUGAUGACAGGCCCGUAAAACCCACCACCCCUCCUUACCCAACAUCUUCCACUGCCUCAUGCAUGCCAACCCCUGCUUUCGUGACCAGCUGGAUGUCUGGUGCUUUAGAUCAGGUUCAGCAGGGACAGCCAGAGAGACUGGGUGUCCAGGUCAGGCCAGACAAUUGGGAUUCUCAGCUGGGCAAAGGAAUUUUGCACUUUGGCUCCAAUAAUAUCAAUCCCUAUAUCCCACCGUGGUAUCCAGAGGGGCCUGCAUAUAUUGGCUGGAAGCAGUACGUGUUUGGCAGUGCUAGUAGUGCCCUCGAUGUCUCCUGUAGCCAGAAACCCUGCGACCUGACACCAUCAAAUGUGGCCGAGUGCUCCAACAUGGACAACGGUCUAGAAGACCAGAACUCACCAUUCCUCUCACCACUCAGCACUCAUGUCAAUUCUCAGGACUUGGCAAGCACCUACAGCAGCAUUGAGAAUAGCCAAGCUUCAAAUGAAGCCCAGGAAAUAUGGAGGCCCUCCUUUGUCAUAGGGCUUCCCCCUGUCCUGACCAGGCCUGAAGGAGCAGCCCCCACUUCAGGUCCUGAUAGGCCCCAGUUCAAGGGCCCCACUGUUGAGACAGGCUGUCUGAGGAGUAAGUCUCCCUUGGUUGAGGGAAGUGCUACAAGUCUGGUGAAGGAGAUUGUGCCACUGUGCCUGUCAGAAACAGGCUGCCCCAAGGGACAGGUCAGAAUGAGCACAUUUGAGAAGGGCACACAGACCCUCGGUUGUAGUCUCCGCUGGAGCUGCACCGACAUCUCUGCCCCGUCUGAAGCCAGUGUAAUGUCCACCCCUGAGCUGGCCUCGUGUGCCAGCAUGCAGAACCUGUCCCUCCACCUCUCCCAGCUCCUGCACAGUACCUCUGAGUUGCUUGGGAGUCUCUCCAAGCCCAGUGUGGACAGAAAGGAGCAGAACACCAAAAGAAAUACCCCCAAUGAGGCCCCACAGACCCUUCUGAUGAUGGACAGCUUUACUCAGACCACAGUGGAUGAGGGCAGCCAGACUGACCUGAUCUUACCUCUAUGCUACCAGGCCUCAGAGGCCAAACCUCAGGAAACUGAUAGGAUCCUUAAGGUGCCGAGCUCAGAUACCUCAACCAUGUCUCAAGAAAAGGGAGAUGUUGCUCAGAAGAAAGAAGAGGCAGAGGAAACAGCAUGGAAAAUGGCACAGCCCCCAGAUCUCCAGGAGGAAAGCACUCACUGCAGAUCCCAGAGCCCUCCAAUACUCUCAGCCCUGCUACAGUUUCAAAAAGACCCUAUUGGGCAGAGUCUUCCUUCUGCAAGCCCAGCAGUUUCUGAUGCUUUUCUGCUUCCCAUCUCCCAGCCAGAAGAAUCCUGUUCCGUGGUUGCCAGCAACUCUAGCCUCAGCACCUCUCACUGCCCAGGGCUCUUCCUCAAUACUUCACAGGCCCUCGGGGAGCCCAGGGAACAGAAGGAGCUGGACUCCACAAAUGCCUUGUUGGUGGACAGGGCCUCCUCCCCCAUCCUUGCUCUUUGUCCAAGCACCCAAGAGUCAGGUCUGCCCCCAGGCUCUUUGACUCCCUCAGCUCCCCCUCUUGAAGGUCACCAGAAGCUUGAUUCCUGCCCUGAUCCUCCUCUUGGUACCUUGGAGCCUCUAAUGGAUAAUUAUUCCCAAACCAUUGAGUCAGAUGGUUCCCAGACAGCCGAGAAGCUGGGUGGAGAGGGUAGAAGUCCCUUAGAGAGGAGUGUUGUGAGGUCCUUUCUUGAGUUACGCUCCACACACAGCCCACAGCAGAGCCCAGAUCUCCAAGUUAAUUUCAUAGAGCAGCCCUCUCAGCAGCGUGAGCUCAGCACCACUACUGAGGUCCGAAGCAGACUGCUACCUCUACCGUGGCCACAGAGGAGCCAGAGGCUGGCUGACGGCCUGGUGCCUGAAGAGGAGGUUUCCCCAGAGGUUGGCCCACUGAGCAGUAAGGGGCCAAGUCGAUGGCAAAGCAAAUCAGAAAAUGCAGGUGAGAGCUCAGUCUCUCCAGGGGAGCCUCAGCCUUCUCUGGACCUUUUCUCUUCAUGGAGAGGCCUCCAACACUUCAGCCCCUGCCCUGUCUCUGAGCUGACUGAUAAUACAAGGCUCCAGGGUCCUGCCUUGAGCCUCCCUCAGGCCUGCCAACCUGAGGGGCUGCUGUGCCCCAGUUCCCAGAUGUGCAUGACCCCUGACCCACAGCAUCACAAUCUGAGGGACCUCCCAGUGCAUAAUAAAUUUAGGAACUGGCAUGGGGUUCAGGAUGGCUCUUCUGGGAGCCUGGGUGUGACUGAAGAGCUGGGGGCCAGCUGUGAUCUCAGCGAGGGAGAGCAGGGACAGAGUACCCCACAUCCUCUUGAAGGCCAGAGCCAGGGUCCUGAGUGGUCCCAAAGGGAGCAGAUUCCCCUGCAAGUUGGGACACAGAAUCUCUCACUCAGCAUGGAACUCACAGAAGCCAAACUGCACCGUGGCUUUGGGGAGUCAGACGCCCUGCUGCAGGUACUACAGAGUGGGGCCGGGGAGGCACUUGCUCCCGACAAACCUGCGCUGUCCACCUGGGAGGAGCUCCAUGCCCGGCAAAAAACCACCAUUGAGAACCUCAGGAGAGAGAGGGCUGAGCGACUCCAGAACUUCCAUCGGACACGGAGCUUAAGCCCCCAGAAACAACUGACCCUCCUGCCCAAUAGGGAUUUCCCCAUCCAGGACCUUGACUUUCCCAGCAGGCGCCGAGAAUACCUGCAGCAACUGAGGAAAGAUGUCGUGGAGACCACCAGGAGCCCAGAGUCAGUGUCCCGACCUGUGCACUCACCCUUGGACAUAGAGCUGAUGCUGCAAGACUACCAGCGGGCGCGUGAGGAGGCCAAGGCAGAGAUUGCCCGGGCCCGGGACCAACUGCGGGAGCGGGUAGAACAAGAGAAGCUGAGGAUCCGCCAGCAGAUCACUUCCCAGCUGUUGAGGGAGGAAGAAAAACUCCACAGCCUGGCUAACUCCAGCUCCCUGUGCACCAGCUCCAAUGGAAGCCUCUCGUCUGGUGUGACCUCUGGCUACAACAGUAGCCCAGCCUUGUCAGGCCAGCUCCAGUCCCCAGAAAACGUGGUGUCCUUUGUUCUGCAGGAGUACCUGAGCUUGGUUGAUUCCAAGGACACCUGGAUAGAGGAUGGGCAGGGGCUCUCUACAGUGAGCAACAGUCACCUGAACCUGGCCUGGUCAGCCCAGAAGAGCUCAGCCUACAGCCGCAGGGUCUCCCUGGGGAGCUGCUGCUGCUCUCCAAUCAGCCAGUCCAGCUUGGGGACCUCCUAUACCUCCUAUCAGGAUCUGGCCAAGCACAUCGUGGACACGUCUAUGGCUGAUGUAAUGGCUGCUUGUUCAGAUAAUCUGCACAACCUCUUCAGCGGCCAGGCAGCUGCUGGCUGGAACCAUCAGGGCGAGGAGCAGGCGGUACAACUUUACUUCAAAGUGUUUUCUUCUACUCGGCAUGGUUUCCUGGGGGCAGGCGUGGUGUCCCAACCACUGUCUCAUGUGUGGGCAGCUGUGAGUGACCCUACGCUGUGGCCCUUGUAUCACAAGCCCAUCCAGACAGUACGGCUAUAUCAGCGAGUGACCAACAACAUCAACCUGGUGUACCUGCUGUGCAAUACCACUCUCUGUGCGCUGAAGCAGCCCCGGGACUUCUGCUGUGUCUGUGUGGAAGCCAAAGAGGGGCCCUUAUCUAUUAUGGCUGCCCAGUCUGUGUAUGACACAUCCAUGCCAAGACCCAGCCAGAAAGUGGUCCGAGGAGAGAUCCUGCCCAGUGCCUGGAUCUUGCAGCCUGUCACCAUGGAGGGGAAGGAAAGCACCAGAGUCAUCUACUUGGCCCAGGUAGAACUUGGUGCUCCAGGCUUUCCACCUCAGCUCCUAAGCUCCUUUAUCAAACAGCAGCCACUGGUGAUUGCCAGACUAGCUUCCUUCCUUGGCAGUUAGCAUCUCACCGUCAAGAUGACGCUACUGAGACACAGGCCCAAGAUGCUCCAGAGACACUGUGGCAGCUCUGUGUCACCUUCUGUACCCUGAUGCAAGAACAGCCAAGGCUGUGGCCAAUUGGGCAGACAGCACUGGCCCAGG
This is a messenger RNA of Otolemur garnettii (small-eared galago), 14016 nucleotides long. RefSeq names its product StAR related lipid transfer domain containing 9 (gene STARD9). Gene Ontology annotation, biological process: microtubule-based movement; spindle assembly. Gene Ontology annotation, molecular function: microtubule binding; microtubule motor activity; lipid binding. The record is from RefSeq and is a predicted model, not a curated record. Lineage: Eukaryota; Metazoa; Chordata; Mammalia; Primates; Galagidae. Gene Ontology annotation, cellular component: cytoplasm; nucleus; centriole.